CGGUGCCUAUGCCUUCCGAGUCUUGAGUCUUCCUCUACUUCUGCCCGGCGUCACUGUCGGGUUCGGGAGCCAAUAGCUACUUCCGCCAGAAGUCCCUAGCGGCUCGGGUUCGGAUGCUGCCUGACGCUGGGUCCUCCUCCGCAGCCUGCCCGUCUGAGGCCGGUGGCAGCGGCUCUUACAAGGCCUGCCGCGAGGCCUUCUCUGUGGCCGAGUCCCCGCCAGCGGCGCGGGAGAGACGCCGCGGAGCGGUCUGUGCGCUGCGCACCCCGCAGGCCUUGCCGCACCCGCCCAACCGGGGCGGGGCUCGACCUCCCGGGCCCGCCCAUUAGGGGGUGCCUCAUCGGGGCGGAUUAACCGCCUCUCACCUGGGGGAGUCGUCAUCCCCCAGGCUGUGGCCGCCCAGGGACCAUGGAGUUCGCGGAGCUGAUUAAGACCCCACGGGUGGACAAUGUGGUGUUGCACCGGCCUUUCUACCCCGCCGUGGAAGGGACUCUGUGUCUGACGGGCCACCACCUGAUCCUGUCUUCCCGGCAGGACAACACGGAGGAGCUCUGGCUCCUCCAUUCAAAUAUCGACGCCAUUGACAAACGAUUUGUGGGCUCUCUGGGUACCAUCAUCAUAAAAUGUAAAGAUUUCCGAAUUAUUCAGUUGGAUAUUCCUGGGAUGGAGGAAUGUUUAAAUAUAGCCAGUUCCAUUGAGGCAUUGUCCACUCUGGACUCAGUCACCCUGAUGUACCCUUUCUUCUACCGACCCAUGUUUGAGGUGAUGGAAGAUGGCUGGCAUUCCUUCCUUCCUGAGCAAGAGUUUGAGCUCUACUCCUCUGCUACCAGUGAGUGGAGACUGAGCUAUGUCAAUAAGGAGUUUGCCAUCUGUCCUUCCUACCCACCAGCAGUCAUUGUGCCCAAAUCCAUCGAUGAUGAAGCUCUUCGGAAAGUGGCAGCCUUUCGACAUGGGGGGCGCUUCCCAGUACUGAGCUAUUACCAUAAAAAGAAUGGCAUGGUGAUUAUGCGAAGUGGUCAGCCUCUGACUGGCACCAAUGGGCGGAGGUGCAAGGAAGACGAGAAGCUGAUAAACGCCACCCUCAGGGCCGGAAAGCGUGGCUACCUCAUUGACACCAGAUCACUGAAUGUGGCCCAGCAAGCUAGAGCCAAAGGAGGUGGCUUUGAACAGGAAGCUCACUAUCCCCAGUGGAGGCGGAUUCACAAGUCCAUUGAGAGAUACCAUGUUCUUCAGGAGAGCUUAAUCAAGCUCGUGGAAGCAUGUAAUGAACAAACCCACAACAUGGACCGAUGGCUCGGCAAGCUGGAGGCCUCCAACUGGCUGACACACAUCAAGGAGAUUCUGACCACUGCCUGUCUGGCGGCCCAGUGCAUUGACAGGGAGGGAGCAUCGGUAUUGAUUCAUGGGACAGAAGGGACCGAUUCCACGCUGCAGGUGACUUCCCUGGCCCAGAUCAUCCUAGAACCGAGAAGCAGGACCAUCCGUGGAUUUGAGGCCCUGAUCGAGAGAGAGUGGCUGCAGGCUGGUCACCCGUUCCAACAGCGCUGUGCACAGUCAGCUUAUUGCAGCAGCAAGCAGAAGUGGGAGGCGCCCGUGUUCCUUCUCUUUCUGGACUGUGUGUGGCAGAUCCUCCGGCAGUUCCCUUGCUCCUUUGAGUUUAAUGAGCAUUUUCUCAUCGUGCUCUUUGAGCAUGCUUAUGCCUCACAGUUCGGAACAUUCCUGGGCAACAAUGAAAGUGAAAGAUGUAAGUUGAAGCUACAGCAGAAGACAAUGUCUUUGUGGUCAUGGGUCAAUAGGCCCAGCGAGCUGAGUAAAUUCACCAAUCCACUCUUUGAGGCCAACAGCCUGGUCAUCUGGCCUUCUGUAGCUCCACAGAGUCUCCAGCUAUGGGAAGGAAUUUUCCUGCGCUGGAGCAGAUCCUCUAAGUAUCUGGAUGAAGCAUAUGAGGAAAUGGUUAACAUCAUUGACUAUAACAAGGAGUUACAAGCCAAAGUCAAUAUCCUAAGGAGGCAGUUGGCCGAACUGGAAACAGAGGAUGGGUUACAGGAGAGUCCUUGAAAGAUCUCCCCACCUGUCCUGAGGACCUAUCUAGGCCUGAGUCUGUCCCUCCCUCUGUUUGCCCCGAGUUCACUGUACACAGUAGUAGCCUUGAACUUGGCUAUAGGUGUGGCUUUCUCAGCACUGCAAGAUGGAAGUCACUAACACACACCAGUAUGGCCUGUUAGGCCCCUUGGCCAUGGGAGCAGAGGUUCUGACACAUCACAAACUGUGACACCUGUGCCCUAUGCUGUCCUCCAUCACCACUUUCUAAACAGUGGUCCUAACUGGUUAAGAAUCUGUCUAAAACAUGGGCCAGACUUUUCUGAAUUUAAGUAUAGAAGUGGUUUUGAAAGCAGAAGUGGUUGAGAAGCCAGACUUUAGUGUUUAGCACGUCAUCCGGCCUCUACUCCCCACCCCCAGGUAUAAAAUGACCAUUCUCCUUUAGAACA
This is a messenger RNA of Onychomys torridus (southern grasshopper mouse), 2489 nucleotides long. It is a transcript of the gene Mtmr9, whose product is annotated as myotubularin related protein 9. Gene Ontology annotation, biological process: negative regulation of autophagy. The record is from RefSeq and is a predicted model, not a curated record. Bases 409 to 2058 code for a protein of 549 amino acids. The transcript is spliced from 10 exons. NCBI's taxonomy places the organism in Eukaryota, Metazoa, Chordata, Mammalia, Rodentia, Cricetidae.